This is a messenger RNA of Solanum pennellii, 3166 nucleotides long. RefSeq lists its product as uncharacterized. The coding region runs from base 1753 to 2955 and encodes 400 amino acids. The transcript is spliced from 4 exons. Lineage: Eukaryota; Viridiplantae; Streptophyta; Magnoliopsida; Solanales; Solanaceae. The record is from RefSeq and is a predicted model, not a curated record.
AAUAUACUCUCAAGACUCGAGAGGAACACCAAGCCUUCCUAAGGCUAAAAGAAGGCCUAUUUUGAAUUUUGAGAUGCAGGUGUUAUUGCAACUACUUAUGUGAUGUAUCGCGUUGGCGGCGUUGCCCUAGCAUAUUACAAGCUAACUUGGCUUGUACGCAUACAUAUCAAUGAAUAUGUUGCACUACACUCACUCUUCAUUGUAUGAUUCAUCCAAUUGGGAUUUGCUAAAAGGAGCUCAAGCUACUACAAAUAUAAAUUAUAUGCAAUGGAGGCAACCAAAAUCUAUCAAGCCAUUACUAGGGGAAUAUUAUCAAUUAAACGAUGAUCCAGAUAAUUCAUAAUGCAAAUUGAAAGGAUUCAAACGAGUGCGUCUAUAGGAGAAAGAUCAAUAAACAAUCUUAAGAUAAAGGUGUUUUUUGGUACGAAAACAAGAUUAAAAAGGUGAAUACCAAAGAUUAUUUGCUUGGGAUAUAUUAAAUGAUUUAGCAUGAGUCGUGUUAAGUAUUUUCAGUUGAGGUUUGAACAUUUAGGGAUCGUUUGGUUACUGGAUAAGGAUUAAGUUAUUCAAGUAUUAAAUAUUGCAUAAGCUUUACCAUGUUUGGUAGCAUAUUUUUGUUAAAUUAUAAAAUUCAACACACACAAUACUAUGUUUGGUUAUAAAAUUAGAAAAUCACAUAACUAAUACAUGUUUAAGUUAUGAGUCAAUCUAUGUAUUAUUUUAUGCAGGGUAAAAGAUGGAAUAAGUUAUACCUGAAUAACUAAUACCUGAAUAAAAAUAUGUAUUGACAAUUUUACCCUUCACUCUCAAUCAAUAUACACCACAGGCUUUUAGAUAAACAUUCCCAUCCUUUAUCCAUCUGUAAAUCUAGAGAAUGGUUCUUCAUCUUCCAGGCAAGUAGAUUGAAAAACUUUCAAUCUGACGUUCUUUCUUUGAGGUUAGAAGUUCUCAAACUCAAAUUUUGGCUGAUUUUUUUAUUUGUUCUUCUUCUUCUCCUCCAAUUUUCUCUUUUGUGUUUUUCCUCUUGUUAAUCCAAUGAGAUGAAUGAAAUUGUAGAUCUUCUCAGUAUUUUCUAGUUAAGUUGAUGUUUGAGUACACCUAAAUUUGAUGUGGGUUUUGUUUUAUUUGUUCAAAAUUUGUGAUUUAUGAACAAAUGGGUUCAUUAAGUUUAGUUGCUUUAGCUUCUAAAAUUGCAAAAGAUAAAUAUGUAUUUGCAGUUUGACAAAAUAGUAUUAGUAUUCUAGCUUUAGAAGCCAAACAAAAAUAAACAUUUUACCCUGUUUUUCAUGUUACUUAGCCUGUGAUAUCACCAAUUUGUGUAAAGGUAACUGAAUAAGUUGCUUGUUGGUUCACCUUGGUGAAAACAAGUGUGGUUGGCUUGACAACUAUGUGGACUCUUCGAAUUUGAGUGAUGUUAACGAUAUAAGUUGAGCUUGCAUCACCAACAUUUGUAACCGUUCUUGUAUAAGUUUGCGAUUGUGGUCCUAGUAUAAUAGAGAAAGAAGGAUAGUUUAGUUCUGCCUCAAGUAUGGCUGAUUGUUGUGAACAUUUGAUAGUUUGUUGCAAUAUAAGUCCAAUUUGUUUUUUUCUUUUCAAUAAAAUUGAACAUUUUAGUAUAAAACCAUCUAUUACCUUCCUAUUAUACAAAAUGUGUCUGCAAUACUUAAUUAAGUAACAUGAUUGAUACUCUUUUUUCUUUUGGGAUUCAAUUUGAUCAUGAUGUUGUCAUUUUUAAUUGGAAAAUAGGUAUAAAUGGAUUCUCAGCAAUUGUGCGAUGUUGAAUCCUUUAUGAUUCUCGAGGAGAUUGUGAUGCAUUCCUAUAUUGUCCUUAUCUGCUUUUUUAUGGCUAUUUACAGCAUGUUAUUAAGAAAACAAUCUACAAAUACGCGGGGCAUUCGAUAUUGUAUGAGUGCUAGAAUUCCAAAAAUCUUGUCUCAUCUGAAUGUUCUCAUUCGUGACAAUGAUAUUGUAUGUAUUGACAAGCUUAGGAUGGAUAGAAACGCCUUUCACAUAUUAGCCUCAUUAGCCAAGAAUAUUGGAGGUUUGACUGACAGUAAAAAUAUGUCGAGUACUGAAAAGUUAGCAAUGUUUUUAAAUAUUUUGGCUCAUCAUGAAAAGAACAGGUCUAUCAAAGUUGAUUAUAUUAGAUCGGGGUGGAGUGUAAGUCGAGCCUUUAAUGAAUGUCUAAGAGCUAUUCUUAAACUAACUCCAGUGUUACUUGUUAAACCUAAUCCGGUGCUCGAAGAUGAUAGUGAUGAUCGAUGGAAAUGGUUUAAGGGUUGUCUUGGUGCAUUGGAUGGUACUUACAUUUCCAUUAGAGUUGAAGCAAUAUAUAAACCAAGAUACAGAACACGAAAAGGAGAUAUAGCAACUAAUGUCUUGGGGGUUUGUGAUAGAAAUCUCAACUUUAUUUAUGUAUUACCUGGUUGGGAGGGAUCAGCCGCUGAUGGUCGUGUAUUGCGAGAUGCUGUUGUACGAAGAAAUGGGUUGAAAGUACCUCAUGGCAAUUACUAUUUGUGCGACGGAGGAUAUACAAAUGGAAAUGGUUUUCUGUCUCCCUAUCGAGGAUAUAGAUAUUGGCUAAAGGAUUGGCAAGGUGACAAUCCAUCACCUCGAUGUCGAGAAGAGCUCUUUAAUAUGAAGCAUGCUAGGGCACGUAAUGUUAUUGAAAGAACAUUUGGACUAUUAAAAGGACGUUGGGGAAUUCUUAGAAGUCCUUCGUGGUACUCAGUUAAGGUUCACAAUAGAAUUAUUAGUGCAUGUUGUUUGAUACACAAUUUCAUUCGAAGAGAGAUGGAAGCUGACCCCUUAGAUGUGGAAAUGGAUUUCCACAUGGAGAAUCAACAUGAACAUGAAAAUAUUAAUACAAUUGAAACAUCUGAUGAGUGGACCACUUGGAGGGAUGAACUAGCUCAGUCUAUGUGGAAUGAACGAUUGGGAAAUCAAUCUUUAUAAUUUUAAACUAUGUGUUAACUUUUGGUGUGCUUAUGCACUUUUGCUUUUGGUUUUCCAUUCACUGUAAAAUGUAAUACCGUCUAUUAUUUUGUGAAGACGAAUGGUCAAUCUUUUGUAUGUCUCACAUUGUUAUUUGUACAAACAAACAGUGAAUCUCAAUGUAUAUCUAUUAUUUUAUAAUAUAAGCAGUGAAAUUCUCUUUAUCUCUUCA